CCUGCAUAAAAUGGCCCCACUCAGUCAAACCCAUCAAACGUCACUUUCCCAACGCUUCUCGGGCGGUCGCGCCAUGUCUUCAACGGCAAUUUGCAUUUGCAGCUCCGUCGCAAUUCUUUUCCCUUCUCCAACAAUGGGAACUUCUUGAGGCUUUUACUUUCGAAAAUGGCGCCCAGUCUUCUAUCCUACGUCCCAAUCGUCAACCGCUUCGUCUCAGACGGCGAGAAGGCGCAAACCAUCAACAUCCCCCCUGUCCAAGUUCACGACGUCGAGACCGACCACGACCGGCGAGCGAGAUGCCUCAAGCACCUGCUGAGGGCCAACCACGUCAACCACUCCAUAAUCUACAACAACCUCCGGUUCGACAACCACACGGCACAUGUUCUUUCGUCUGCUUAUUUGCUGGGCGCGAAUGACCGCCAGCUUCAAAAUAUCUACGAGGCCGAAGCGAAGGAGCUCGAGCCAUGGAAGGAGUCUCCCGCCGAGGUCUCAGAUGAUGACUGGAGGGAUCUCUUCGGCGACAAGACAUAUCAGAGAGCCUAUGUCGACUUCUUUGAGGACCAUUUGGCAAACAACUCCUAUGAAUGGAAGAAGGUUGUCGACGAGUUCAUGUUUACUGGCGACGAGCCUCUGGUUCAUGGGCUCAUUGGUGGUCUUGGCCAUCCCCUCAUCCACCUCGGAUAUGCUUACGAGAUGAACUCCAAGGAGAUCGCGAUCGAGGCACUAGCAUUGGCUGCCACGCAAUACAACUUUUUCCACCAAUACCUCGACGAAAAGAGAUACACGAAGCCGGCACCAUUCAGCUCAAAGUCGACUUUCGAGUUGAUUAACAAGGUUGCAGAUGACAAGCGACUUGAUGGACUAUUUAAGGAACCGUCCUUGGGCAACCUCGAUGUCUUGUUUGCAAAGCACGAAGACAUUGUCCUGGAAUACUGGAAUGCCUGGACUAUCACAGACCCGGUGAAGCAGUUCGAAGAGUCACAGGAGCUUGCCGUCGCGCUCCUCGUCGCAACUAUACCCCGCGGCACCCACGGAUACAACUUCUUCACAGUACAUCUCCUCACGACGAGCCAUGCCGUCCGAAUUCUUCUUCCGGUGAUUCCGGUCAAGUUUCACAUAAGCUUAGUAAGGGAGUGGUGGUUGCUCGUACUCGGUGUCUACAUUUCCCUCUUGCGGCCAAAGAUCGACCCGGAAAAUGUGGAGACGGAUUUGAAGCAACGUCACUGGGGGCACGUUGAGCAUGAAGCUCUCAAUUCGCAAUGGGCUACCGAUGCUCACUAUGUUAAAGCAAUUCGCGCCAUGAAAGAGGCUUCUAGGACUUGGGGUGAUGUGCACGAGCGGUAUUUGGCGUCUGCUCUGACGUUCGUUGACAACUUUCGUGGGUGGACGUUUGGAGCUGCUGACCUGAAGUCUGGGGGGUAUUAUUGAAGCAAACAUGCAUUUAGGAACGGGCUUGUCUACAUGCGUGGCACAUUACUGGGAACAAGCCGGAUUGACCUAGCUUCGACUGUCUUUAAAACAGCUUUACUGUACAACAUCUGGGUACAUAGCAUGAGAACGACUUCAAAUGUAUAAUGAAUAUGUCAAAUUGUCAAC
This is a messenger RNA of Colletotrichum godetiae, 1596 nucleotides long. RefSeq lists its product as uncharacterized. The record is from RefSeq and is a predicted model, not a curated record. Gene Ontology annotation, molecular function: oxidoreductase activity. The transcript is spliced from 3 exons. NCBI's taxonomy places the organism in Eukaryota, Fungi, Ascomycota, Sordariomycetes, Glomerellales, Glomerellaceae. The coding region runs from base 166 to 1428 and encodes 420 amino acids.